Messenger RNA from Gymnodraco acuticeps, 12397 nucleotides. Its product is annotated as mucin-2-like. The record is from RefSeq and is a predicted model, not a curated record. Lineage: Eukaryota; Metazoa; Chordata; Actinopteri; Perciformes; Bathydraconidae. Gene Ontology annotation, molecular function: protein binding. Gene Ontology annotation, cellular component: extracellular matrix.
AUGUUGCCCCCUACAGUGCGCAGGCGCAACUACAGAGCCAGCAUCAACGUGGUCAAACUGUGGAGACUGUGUGUCAUCAACGUGCAAGCCAGACUGGUUCGCAACCAUGUGAGCAGCAUCUGCAGCACAUGGGGCCGGGAGCACUUCAAGACGUUUGACGGAGAUGUGUUUCAGUUCCCUGGCACGUGUGAGUACAACCUGGCCUCCGACUGCCAUGAGUCCUACCAGGAGUUCUCCGUGCACAUGAGGAGGAUGGUCAAAGAUGGAAACCCUACAGUCAGUCAUGUGGUGGUCACCAUCAAUGACCUUUUGUUCUACCUCAGCAAGGACAUGGUCACUGUGAAUGACAUCCCUGUCAAAUUGCCACACUUCAAUGCAGGAGUACAAGUGGAAAAAAAUGCUGGUAACAUCAAGCUCCAAUCUAAAGUCGGCAUCACUGUCAUGUGGAACGGGGACGAUGCAGUCAUGGUGGAACUGGAUACUGAUUAUGCAAACCGUACUUGUGGUCUUUGUGGAGACUUCAAUGGGGUUCCUGUCCACGAUGAGUUCAUUCAUAAUGGUCGCAAAAUCAGCCCUAUUGAGUUCGGCAACAAACAGAAAGUCCACCGUCCAAAUGAAGUUUGUGAGGAUCCGGAUGAAGAGGAGAAUGAAUCUCGGGAGGCUGUGCUGGAUUCAUGCAAGGAGUUUCAAACCACCUGUGCCCAGAUGCUGCGUUCAGAGCCUUGGAGCUCCUGCACCACACUGAUCGACCCUGAGCCGUACAUCCUGACCUGUGUGCAGGACAUGUGUGGCUGCUCCAACAGUCCAAAUGACUUCUGUGUCUGCAGCACACUCUCUGAGUUCUCCAGACAGUGUUCCCAUGCAGGGGGAACGCCUCCCAACUGGAGGACUCCGCAGUUAUGUGCCAAACAGUGCCCAUUCAACAUGGUGUAUGAAGAGAGUGGCUCCCCUUGCAUGGAUACAUGCACACUUCUCGACACAAGCUCUCUGUGUGAGGAUCACAAGAUCGACGGCUGCUUCUGUCCCCCUGGAACUGUGUUUGAUGAUAUUUCCAUGAGAGGGUGUAUUGUUCAAUCUAAGUGUCAGUGCAAACACAACAAAAUCUACAACUCUGGUGAGGUUUACCGACAGGACAGAGAGGAAUGUACAUGUGUUGAGGGUAAAUGGGCCUGUAAGAGCCUUCAGACUCCUGCUACCUGUGCAGUAGAGGAGGGCUCACAUGUGACCACCUUUGACGGGAAAACAUAUACCUUCCAUGGGGACUGCUACUACACCCUAGCCAAAGAUAAAGCAAGUCCAAAGUUUACCAUCCUGGUUCAGUUGGUGCCAUGUGCAAAUCAAGAGUUUGACACUUGCCUCAAGAGUCUUAAAAUCGUGCUGAACAAUGACAGAAACAAUGUAUUAAUGUUCACCUCCGAUGGCACAGUGAAGCAGAACAUGCAGACAGUCAGUUUGCCAUACCACUCAGGUGACAUCAACAUAUUCCACGCCUCAUCCUUCCACAUCAUGCUCCAGACAAGUUUCGGGUUGCAAAUUCAGAUCCAGCAUGUGCCCGUCAUGCAAGUCUAUGUCAGCCUUGACCAAAGCUACAGAGCAAAGACACGUGGUUUAUGCGGGAACUUCAACAUGGUCCUGUCUGAUGACAUGAAGACUCCUCAGGGGAUCGUGGAGGGAACAGCUCCCACCUUCAGUAACUCGUGGAAGGCUAACUACAUGUGUCCAGACAGAGAGGAGAGACUUGAAGACCCUUGUUCCCUCAGUGUGGAAAAUGAGUGGUACGCCAAACACUGGUGCGCCUUGCUGCUGAGUCCAGACAGCAGCUUCGCUCAGUGCCGUUCAGUGGUGGAUCCUGAGCUGUACUACAAGAGAUGUACUUAUGCUAGCUGCAACUGUGAGAAGAGUGAGGACUGUCUGUGUGCCGUCUUCUCCUCCUACGCUCGGGCUUGUGCAUCUAAGGGAGUGUUCCUGGAAGACUGGAGAGAGAAAGUGUGCGAUAAAUACUCCAGGAACUGCCCAGAGUCUCAGAUCUUCUCUUACCAGCAUCAGAGAUGCCAGCUGACCUGCAGAUCCCUCGGCUCCGUGCAGCAGAAUUGCAUUUCUGACUUCCUGCCUGUGGACGGCUGCUCCUGCCCUGACGGUCUCUACCUCAAUGAAAACGGCAUCUGUAUCCCCAAGGCAAAAUGUCCCUGCUACCAUAACGAAGUCUACAUCAAGUCAGGAAAGUCCAUCAGCAUCAAAGAUGAGCACUGUGUAUGUAACAAUGGAAUGCUUCAUUGCCAUUCUUGGAGAGCCCGCUCAUCAACAUGCCCUUCUCCAAAACAAUUCUUCAACUGCUCUGCUGCUGGCUCAGGGGACCUGGGCCUGCACUGUGCUCCAACGUGUCUGAAUCUGGACAGCGAUGAUUGCGACUCCACUGAGUGUGAAUCUGGCUGUCGGUGUCCAGCUGGCCUUCUCGAUGAUGGCAAAGAUUCCUGUGUGCAAAGAAAUCAGUGCACAUGUAAGCACGAUGGCCAUAUCUAUGCCCCUGGAUCAGAAAUCCCCGAGCAGUGCAACACCUGUACCUGCAAAAGUGGAAGCUGGGUGUGCAGCGAGAAAAAAUGCCCACAAACUUGCACUAUUUAUGGGAGUGGCCACUACAAUACAUUUGAUCAGCAGACAUAUGGGUUUAAUGGAGAUUGUGCCUAUGUUGCUGUGAAGAACAAAUGUGGCAAUAAAACAGUGCAGGACAGCUUUGGGGUCAUCACAGAAAAUGAACCUUGUGGAACUACAGGCACCACAUGCUCCAAAACUGUCAGAAUCUAUCUGGGGCGAAUGGAAAUUAAAUUAUCGAAGGGUAAAUAUGAAGAGUUGAACCUGGGCCAGGGUGCUGAGAUUCAGUACAGAAUACGAAGGGUUGGCUUGUUUGUGGUGAUAGAAUCAGCCAUUGGUCUGUCGGUGAUGUGGGAUGGAAAAACAACUGUUCGCAUUAUCCUGGAACCAAUGCACAGUGGAGAGGUGUGUGGUCUGUGUGGAGAUUUUGAUGGAGAUGGACAGAACGACUUCACCACCCAGGGUCAUCUGGUAGUAAGCAAUCCUGUAGAAUUCGCAAACAGCUGGAAAGUGUCAAGCAAUUGCCCAGAUGUGGAUACGAAUGCUGACCCUUGUGGCGCAAAACCUAAUCGACAUCACUGGGCAAAAAUGAUGUGCAGCAUUAUAACUGGGAAUACGUUCAAACAUUGCCACAAUAAGGUUGCUCCCCUUCCAUAUUAUGAAAACUGUGUGAAAGACUCAUGUGCCUGCGACUCUGGAGGAGACUGUGAAUGUUUCUGCUCAGCAGUCGCAGCUUAUGCUCAAGCGUGUAAUGAGGCUUCUGUAUGUGUUGCAUGGAGAACUCCAGAAAUCUGUCCUGUUUUUUGUGAUUACUACAACAACCCAGGUGAAUGCAAGUGGCACUACAAUCCUUGCCACAAACCUUGCUACAAGACCUGUAUGAAUCCAGAAGAAAAUUGCAGCAAACCUUUACCCAACCUAGAAGGCUGCUACCCUGUAUGCCCAGAAGAUACGCCGAUAUUUGAUGAAGACACUGGGUUGUGUGUGGAGGAAUGUCCUGAUUGCUAUUACAACAAUACUAGAUACGAGGAAGAGGAAGUUAUUUUCAAUGCCACUGACAAUAUGGGAAUGUGCUACUAUGCAAUAUGCAGGAAUGCGACAGUGAUAUUUGAAAAUGAAACUUGCAUAUCUACAACUGUCCCAACAACAACAAUUGCCACCACCAUACCUGUUACAACACCAACCGAACCUCCGACAACAACCACAGUAUAUACAACCACCACCACAGCAUCUACAACAAUAACUCAAACACCAACCACCACCACAGAAUCUACAACCCCACCCACUGAACCCACUACAACAACUGCAACACCAACCACAACCACAGCAUCUACAACCCCACCCACUGAACCCACUACAACAACUUUAGCACCCACAACAACCACAGAAUCAACAACCCCACCCACUGAACCCACUACAACAACUGUAGCACCCACAACAACCACAAUAUCUACAACCCCACCCACUGAACCCACUACAACAACAACUGUAGCACCCACAACAACCACAGAAUCAACCACCCCACCCACUGAACCCACUGCAACAACUGUAGCACCCACAACAACCACAGAAUCAACAACCCCACCCACUGAACCCACUACAACAACAACUGUAGUACCCACAACAACCACAGAAUCUACAACCCCACCCACUGAACCCACUGCAACAACUGUAGCACCAACAACAACCACAGCAUCUACAACCCCACCAACUGAACCCACUACAACAACAAAUGAACCACCAGCCACUACCACAACAUAUAUAACCCCACCAAAUGAAUCCACUACACCUUGUAUUAAAACAUGUGAGUGGUCAGAGUGGUACGAUGUGCAUAACCCAUUAGAGGACGGAAGUGACUGGGAAACAUAUGAGAACAUCACAAAUAGUGGUAUACAAAUGUGUGAAACUCCCACAGAAAUUGAUUGUAGAGCAACAAAUCAUCCUGAAAUGGACUUCAAUGACUUUGUAACUCAAACUGGCCAAAAGGUUUCUUGUGAUCUAGGAGUCGGUUUAAUAUGUAGAAAGGAGGACCAAUUUAGACCUCCACGGAAAUGUUUCAACUAUAAGAUCAGAGUAUGUUGUGAAGUAGAUACAUGUGAGCCCACUACAACAACUGAAACAACAACAACAACAACUGUAGCACCCACAACAACCACAGAAUCUACAACCCCACCCACUGAACCCACUACAACAACUGUAGUACCCCCAACAACCACAGAAUCUACAACCCCACCCACUGAACCUACUACAACAACUGAAACACCAACCACCACCACAGAAUCUACAACCCCACCCACUGAACCCACUACAACAACUGUAGCACCCACAACAACCACGGAAUCUACAACCCCACCCACUGAACCAACUACAAUAACUCAAACACCAACCACCACCACAGAAUCUACAACCACACCUACUGAACCCACUACAACAACUGCAACACCAACCACUAGCACAGCAUCUACAACCCCACCCACUGAACCUACUACAACAACUGCAACACCAACUACAACCACUGCAUCGACAACCCCACCUAUUGAACCCACUACAACAACUGUAGCACCCACAACAACCACAGCAUCUACAACCCCACCCACUGAACCCACUACAACAACUGGAACACCAACUACAACCACUGAAUCGACAACCCCAUCAACUAAACCCACUACAACAACUGAAACACCAACCACAACCACAGAAUUGACAACCACACCAACUAAACCCACAACAACAACAACAACUGAAACACCAACAAAAACUACAGAAUCUACAACCCCACCCCCUGAACCCACUACAACACAUGCAACACCAACUACAACCACACAAUCUACAACACCACCCACUGAACCCACUACAACAACUUUAGCACCCACAACAACCACAGAAUCAACAACCCCACCCACUGAACCCACUACAACAAUUGUAGCACCCACAACAACCACAAUAUCUACAACCCCACCCACUGAACCCACUACAACAACAACUGUAGCACCCACAACAACCACAGAAUCAACCACCCCACCCACUGAACCCACUGCAACAACUGUAGCACCCACAACAACCACAGAAUCAACAACCCCACCCACUGAACCCACUACAACAACAACUGUAGUACCCACAACAACCACAGAAUCUACAACCCCACCCACUGAACCCACUGCAACAACUGUAGCACCAACAACAACCACAGCAUCUACAACCCCACCAACUGAACCCACUACAACAACAAAUGAACCACCAGCCACUACCACAACAUAUAUAACCCCACCAAAUGAAUCCACUACACCUUGUAUUAAAACAUGUGAGUGGUCAGAGUGGUACGAUGUGCAUAACCCAUUAGAGGACGGAAGUGACUGGGAAACAUAUGAGAACAUCACAAAUAGUGGUAUACAAAUGUGUGAAACUCCCACAGAAAUUGAUUGUAGAACAACAAAUCAUCCUGAAAUGGACUUCAAUGACUUUGUAACUCAAACUGGCCAAAAGGUUUCUUGUGAUCUAGGAGUCGGUUUAAUAUGUAGAAAGGAGGACCAAUUUAGACCUCCACGGAAAUGUUUCAACUAUAAGAUCAGAGUAUGUUGUGAAGUAGAUACAUGUGAGCCCACUACAACAACUGAAACAACAACAACAACAACAACAACAACAACAACAACAACAACAACAACUGUAGCACCCACAACAACCACAGAAUCUACAACCCGACCCACUGAACCCACUACAACAACUGUAGUACCCCCAACAACCACAGAAUCUACAACCCCACCCACUGAACCUACUACAACAACUGAAACACCAACCACCACCACAGAAUCUACAACCCCACCCACUGAACCCACUACAACAACUGUAGCACCCACAACAACCACGGAAUCUACAACCCCACCCACUGAACCAACUACAAUAACUCAAACACCAACCACCACCACAGAAUCUACAACCACACCCACUGAACCCACUACAACAACUGCAACACCAACCACUAGCACAGCAUCGACAACCCCAUCAACUAAACCCACUACAACAACUGAAACACCAACCACAACCACAGAAUUGACAACCACACCAACUAAACCCACAACAACAACAACAACUGAAACACCAACAAAAACUACAGAAUCUACAACCCCACCCCCUGAACCCACUACAACACAUGCAACACCAACUACAACCACACAAUCUACAACACCACCCACUGAACCCACUACAACAAGUGCAACACCAACUACAACCACUGAAUCUACAACACCACCCACUGAACCCACUAAAACAACUGCAAAACCAACCACAGCAUCUACAACCCCAACUAUUGAACCCACUACAACAACUCAAACACCAACCACAAACAUAGCAUCUACAACCCCACCCACUGAACCCACUACAACAACUGCAACACCAACUACAACCACUGAAUCGACCACCCCACCUUUUGAACCCACUUCUACAGUUAAAACACCAACCACAACCACAGCAUCUACAACCCUACCCAGUGAACCAACUACAACACCUGCAACACCAACCAAAACUACAGAAUCUACAACCCUAUCAACUAAACCCACUACAAUAACUCAAACACCAACCACAACCACAGAAUUGACAACCACAUCAACUAAACCCACAACAAAAACAACAACUGAAACACCAACGAAAACUACAGAAUCUACAACCCCACCCCCUGAACCCACUACAACAACUGCAACACCAACCACCACCACAGCAUCUACAACCACACCAACUAAACCCACUACAACAACUGAAGCACCAACUACAGAAUCUACAACAACACCCACUGAACCCACUACAACAACUGCUACACCAACCACAGGAUCUACAAACCCACCUAUUGAACCCACUACAACAACUGAAACACCAAACACAGCAUCUACAACCCCACCCACUGAACCCACUACAACAACUGCAACACCAACUACAACCACUGAAUCGACAACCCCACCUAUUGAACCCACUUCUACAGUUGAAACACCAACCACAACCACAGCAUCUACAACCCUACCCACUGAACCCACUACAAUAACUGAAACACCAACCACAACCACAGAAUUAACAACCCCAACGACUAAACCCACAACAACAACAUCUGAAACACCAACCAAAACUACAGAAUUGACAACCCCACGCCCUGAACCCACUACAACAACUGCAACACCAACCACCACCACAGCAUCUACAACCCCACCAACUAAACCCACAACAACAACAACAACAACAACAACAACAACUGAAACACCAACCAAAACUACAGAAUCUACAUCCCCACCCCCUGAACCCACUACAACAACUGCAACACCAACCACCACCACAGCAUCUACAACCGCAUCCCCUGAACCCACUACAACACCUGAAACACUAACCACAACCACAGAAUCUACAACCCUACCCCCUGAACCCACUACAACAACUCAAACACCAACCACAACCACAGAAUCUACAACCGCACCCCCUGAACCCACUACAACACCUGAAACACCAACCACAACCACAGAAUCUACAACCCCACCCCCUGAACCCACUACAACAACUCAAACACCAACCACAACCACAGAAUCUACAACCCCACCCACUGAACCAACUGCAACAACUGAAACACCAACCACAACCACAGAAUUGACAACCCCACCAACUAAACCCACAACAACUGAAACACCAACCACCACCACAGCAUCUACAACCCCACCCCCUGAACCCACUACAACACCUGAAACACCAACCACAACCACAUCAUCUACAACCACACCCCCUGAACCCACUACAACAACAACUGCAACACCAACCACCACCACAGCAUCUACAACCCCACCAACUAAACCCACUACAACAACUGAAACACCAACCACAACCACAGAAUCUACAACCCCACCCACUGAACCAACUACAACACCUACAACACCAACCAAAACUACAGGAUCUACAACCCCACCAACUAAACCCACUACAACAACAACUGCAACACCAACCACAACCACAGAAUUGACAACCCCACCAACUAAACCCACAACAACAACAAUUGAAACACCAACCAAAACUACAGCAUCUACAACCCCACCCCCUGAACCCACUACAACAACUGCAACACCAACCACCACCACAGCAUCUACAACCCCACCCCCUGAACCCACUACAACACCUACAACACCAACCAAAACUACAGGAUCUACAACCCCACCAACUGAACCCACUACAACAACUGCAACACCAACCACCACCACAGAAUCUACAACCCCACCCCCUGAACCCACUACAACAACUCAAACACCAACCACAACCACAGAAUCUACAACCCCACCCACUGAACCAACUGCAACAACUGAAACACCAACCACAACCACAGAAUUGACAACCCCACCAACUAAACCCACAACAACUGAAACACCAACCACCACCACAGCAUCUACAACCCCACCCCCUGAACCCACUACAACACCUGAAACACCAACCACAACCACAUCAUCUACAACCCACACCCCCUGAACCACUACAACAACAACUGCAACACCAACCACCACCACAGCAUCUACAACCCCACCAACUAAACCCACUACAACAACUGAAACACCAACCACAACCACAGAAUCUACAACCCCACCCACUGAACCAACUACAACACCUACAACACCAACCAAAACUACAGGAUCUACAACCCCACCAACUAAACCCACUACAACAACAACUGCAACACCAACCACAACCACAGAAUUGACAACCCCACCAACUAAACCCACAACAACAACAAUUGAAACACCAACCAAAACUACAGCAUCUACAACCCCACCCCCUGAACCCACUACAACAACUGCAACACCAACCACCACCACAGCAUCUACAACCCCACCCCCUGAACCCACUACAACACCUACAACACCAACCAAAACUACAGGAUCUACAACCCCACCAACUGAACCCACUACAACAACUGCAACACCAACCACCACCACAGCAUCUACAACCCCACCCCCUAAACCCACUACAACAACUGAAACACCAACCACAACCACAGAAUUGACAACCCCACCAACUAAACCUACCACUACAACAACUGGAACAUCAACUACAACCACAGCAUCCACAACCCCACCAUCUGAACCUACAACUAAAGCUGAAACACCAACCACAACGACAAUACCUGAAACUGGCCCCACUUUAUCAACAUCAACGCCAGCAAUUUCACCAACUCAAGAACUUAUCAUUGCAACUACAGAAUGUUUCUGUAUAUUUAAUGGAAGUCAUUAUAGGCCAGGGGAGGUCAUACCAGGCAUCGAACACAUCGGAUCCAAUAUAUGUCUCACAAUGAUUUGUUCGGAUAUUUGUGAGAUUCACAAGGAGCCUGUACUUUGCUCAACCACAACCAUGCCUACAACGACACCCACGACUUCUAUACCUACCUGCCCUGAAUGGGAUGUAGCACAAAAUGAGACGUUCUUAUUAUGUAACUGCACUAUGGCUAAAUGCAUUGAGAACAACACCAUUGAAAUCGUUCCAUAUGAAUGUCCACCCCUUGAGAUGAUCACUUGUGCCAAUGGAAAGAAACCAGUUCUUGUGGAUGAUGAAUACAAAUGCUGCAAGCUUUACGUUUGUGACUGUGUAUGUGAAGGCUGGGGAGAUCCUCAUUACAUCACAUUUGAUGGAUUAUUCUACAGUUAUCAAGGAAACUGUACUUACGUUUUGAUGGAAGAGAUUUCCCCAAAACAUAAGUUGAACAUUUAUAUUGACAAUGUCUAUUGUGAUCCCACUGAAGAUGUUUCUUGUCCGCGAUCAAUAAUUAUAUCAUUCCAAUCCGAAGUUUUCACACUCAUUAAUCAUAACCUUCUUGGAGCAGCGCAGCUGGAGGCACAUAAAAAUGGGAUACGUCUGAAACUACCUUAUGCCCAACAAGGUGUUAAGAUCCUGGAUACUGGCAUCAACUUGGUUCUGGAAAUCCCUCGACUUAAAGUGGUCAUUACAUUUGGAAUAACUGGCUUUAGUGUCACCCUUCCAUAUAGUAACUUUGGCAGCAACACACAGGGGCAUUGUGGCACAUGCAAUAACAACCAGGCUGAUGACUGCAAGUUGCCUGGAGGUCAGCUGGUCGAAGAUUGUGCAGUGAUGGCCGACUUUUGGCCUGCAAAACACAUUGAACAACCUGACUGCCAAAUACCAUCUGUACCACCCACCAAUAAACCUGGACCUCCACCAAUUGUAACUCCCUGCAAGCCAGACUCCAUAUGUCACCUUCUUAAGAGCAGAGUCUUUGAAGCGUGCCAUCCAGUUGUCUCUCCUGACAAUUUCUACCAAGGUUGUGUUUUUGACAGCUGUCAUGUUUCCAACCCAGCAGUGGAGUGCACAAGUCUGCAGACUUAUGCUGCUGCCUGUGCGCAGGCUGGGGUUUGCCUGUACUGGAGAAACUACACCACUUUGUGUGAAAGUGACUGCCCUUCAAACAAAGUUUACAAGCCAUGUGGUCCUGCAGAACAGCCAACCUGUGAAGACAAUUCUAAUGAACCAAGAAUGAACUACACUACUGAGGGCUGCUUUUGUCCUGAUGGAAUGAAACUAUUUAACAAGGAGUCUGGCAUAUGUGUUGAUAAGUGCGGAUGUCUUGAUCCUGAGGGAAAUCCUCGUGAGUUCAAUGAGCGGUUUGAGUACAAAUGCCAAAGCUGCAUCUGUGACGAGUCCACCAAGACUGUCUCUUGCAAGCCUAAAGAGUGCCCAACUGCACCGGUUACAAGCUGCAUGGGUCCCGGGUUUGUCCUUGUCAACACAACUAAUCCAUCAGACCCCUGCUGUUCUGCCUUUGUUUGUGAAUGUCACAGCAACACUUGCCCACCUACAAACAUGAACUGUCUUGUAGGAUAUAUUCCAGUUGUCAGUGUUCCUGAGGGGAAAUGCUGUCCAGAACAUAUAUGUGAACCAAAAAGAGUAUGUGUCCACAAAAACUCUGAAUACCAGCCUGGCUCUUUAGUUCCUGUAGCACCAUGCCAGGAUUGUCUCUGUACCAAUGAGGUGGACCAAGAUUCUAAACUAUUCAAGAUAACAUGUGAAUUGCAGAAAUGUAAAACAGACUGUGGCAUGGGAUAUGAAUAUCUGGUACCUGAUUCAGAUGAGUGCUGUGGAAAAUGUGUGCAGACCCACUGUGUUGUCAGUCUAAACGAAACUAAACAGCUCUUGAAGCCAGGAGAUACCUGGUCACCACCUGAGAAUAAGUGUCAGCAUUACACCUGUGUUGAGGUUGGUGAUACUUUAACGACGUUCAAUUCCCAUAUUGUGUGCCCACCAUUUCAACAGAGCAACUGCAUACCUGGCACAGUUCAGACUUCAGCAGAUGGCUGUUGUAAAAUUUGUUUGGAGAGGGAGAAGGGCUGCAAGACUGUUUCCACAAAGACAUUUGUUAUGCACAAGGGCUGUCAGUCAUACAAUGAGGUAGAAAUACCAUAUUGUGAAGGAACGUGCAACACUUUCACCAAGUACUCUAAAGCAGCAGCAGCUAUGCAGCAUUCUUGCUCCUGCUGUAGGGAGACCCGCUCCAGCAAUCGCACCAUUGACCUGCACUGCUUGAAUGGAGAUGUGGUUCCCUACACGUACAUCCAUGUGGAAGAGUGUGGCUGCGGACACACAGAUUGCACUUCAGCGGCUGCACUACCUGCUCGCAGGAGGCGAAGCUCCACACUGGUGUGAAAGAAACGUCACUCGUCACAUUAAUGGAUAGACUGUAAAAGUCUCUUUUCCCAUACUGUCUUAACAAUCAUUCUAUUUCUUUUAAAUCAAUUGCCUUUGUAGAGAUAAUAUUUAUCAUUUACUCUAAUAAAAGUAUGCAACUCGA